Pistacia vera is the source of this 2098-nucleotide messenger RNA. RefSeq names its product DNA repair protein RadA-like. Gene Ontology annotation, biological process: recombinational repair. Gene Ontology annotation, molecular function: ATP-dependent DNA damage sensor activity; ATP hydrolysis activity; ATP binding. Bases 221 to 2098 code for a protein of 625 amino acids. The record is from RefSeq and is a predicted model, not a curated record. NCBI's taxonomy places the organism in Eukaryota, Viridiplantae, Streptophyta, Magnoliopsida, Sapindales, Anacardiaceae. The transcript has 17 exons.
UUGAUAGAAUACACACCGUCCAUUGAGGCAAAGAUAUGGAUACGACCGACAUUAGUUUCUAGCGUUUGUAACAAUAUUACAUGUCGUCUAUUAGUCCUCCAGGCAAACGACAAUACCGCACAUUUCAUUUUACAUAUAUAUGCCCUCCUUUUAAAAACUUUCGCGGUUUCUUCCUCUGCAAAACCCUAACAAAACCCUAGAAUCCCUCUCUUUCUUUCACAUGCAAUUCCCAGAAAUGAAAUCAGCUCUCAGAUGCUUCCACUCUCCUAAACUUCUUCUCCCUCUCCUCAAACCAUCCCACUCUCUUUCUCGCCAAUUUCCUCAAAUUUCCCGCCAAAUCCACUCCGUAAACCCUCGUCUCUGCUCCGAACCCGACUCCAGCCAUCCACCCGAAACCCCAAGUCCCCCUCGUGUAUGGUCUAUUUAUGAUCCUGUCGCUGCUGGUCAUGCUACCAAAAUGACGGUUACAGGCAGCGAAGAAGCUCGAGAGCUGGAGCCCGUCCCAGUUCCGGAGUCGAGUGUUGGUGAUGAUUUGGAGAGGGAGAUGGUUUAUGGGAAGUUAAGAAGUCAAAGUUCAGGGGAUUUGGAGAAACCCCACGUGAAGAAGAACGGUAGUUUAGGCGUUGGGGGCAUAAUAGGAAAUAAGAAGAAAGGGAAGGGCAAUAGAGUAAGUUGGGUUUGUGCCGACUGUGGCCACACGGAUGGGCAGUGGUGGGGGACGUGUCGGUCGUGUAAGAGCGUGGGGACGAUGCAGAUGUUUUCUGAAGGGGAUAGUGGAAAUAGACACGUGGUGGAGAGGACUUGGCUGCCGCAGAAGCCGGAACAGGUGCAGCCAAUGCGUCUGCGAGAUGUGAACAAGGGGAUUAGUCAGUUGAAUUGGAGAAUUCCUUUGUCUGGACCCUUCGGGAAUGAAGUUGCUAGGGUGCUUGGCGGUGGUCUUGUACCAGGCUCUUUGGUUGUGGUUGGUGGAGCUCCUGGUGUUGGCAAGAGCACAAUGUUGUUGCAGAUGGCUGCAGCAAUAGCUGAAGGCCGUGAUGUUGGUGAACGUGCUCCGGUUGUGUAUGUUUCUGGUGAAGAGACUGUUGAGCAAAUUGGAAAUGCAGCUGAUCGGAUGGAGAUUGGAACGGAGGAACUUUUCUUGUAUUCCAGCUCAGAUUUAAAGGACAUAUUAGAAAAAGUUCGGCCCUUCUCCCCUCUGGUGCUAAUAAUUGAUUCAAUUCAAACAGUUUAUUUAAAGGAAGUUACUGGAAGCGCUGGAGGGCUCAUGCAGGUGAAGGAAUGUACUUCGGCCUUGCUACGUUUUGCCAAGGAGUCUAACAUCUCAAUUCUUUUGGCUGGGCAUGUGACAAAAUCUGGUGACAUAGCUGGGCCUCGUGUUCUCGAGCACAUUGUUGAUGCUGUCUUAUAUAUGGAAGGUGAAAAGUGCUCAUCUUAUCGUCUGCUUCGAGCUGUGAAGAAUCGUUUUGGUUCCAUUGAUGAGCUUGGGGUAUUUGAAAUGUCUCAAUUAGGACUGCAAGUUGUUUCAAACCCCAGUCAGAUGUUUUUAAGUGAGCAGCACUCAGAUUCUGAUGUUUUAGCUGGACUUGCUGUUGCUGUUAUUAUGGAUGGUACUCGGACAUUCCUUACUGAAAUUCAGGCUUUAUGUGUGUCUGGCUCAACAGUUUCAAGACAUGUCAAUGGUAUCAAAGCAAGCAGAGCUGACAUGAUUAUUGCAGUUCUUAUGGAGCAAGCUGGUCUGGAGCUUCGAGAAAACGCCUUAUUUCUAAAUGUUGUUGGAGGGGUGGCCUUGAAAGAGACUGCUGGGGAUCUUGCUGUAGCAGCAGCAAUUUGUAGCAGUUUCUUGGGGCUCCCUAUUCCUAAUGGCAUUGCAUUCAUAGGCGAAAUUGGCCUUGGUGGUGAGCUUCACAUGGUACCGGGAAUGGAGAAAAGGGCUGGUAUGGUGGCAAAAUUAGGAUAUGAAAAAUGUAUAGUCCCCAAAUCAGCCGAGAAAUCUCUUGCAAGUAUGGGUUUGGAGAAGAUGAAAAUCAUAGGCUGCAAGAAUCUGAAAGAGGUCUUCAACAUUGUGUUCCCAUCCCAUCGCCAUCUAGUUGUAUAUUAA